Molecule: messenger RNA, 681 nt
Organism: Ostrinia nubilalis (European corn borer)
Lineage: Eukaryota; Metazoa; Arthropoda; Insecta; Lepidoptera; Crambidae
Exons: 1
Coding region: 1-681 (226 amino acids)
Source: RefSeq, a predicted model, not a curated record
AUGGGUGGAAACGGACGGGGAAACAAUAUCGGAGGAAAUCAAUUUCAGUUUUUGGAUCCUACUAACAUAGGCGAUUUUGACACUAUCCAGAGAAAACUCAGACUUGGCACGGAAUUGUCCCCGGAUGAAAUGUUAGCCGCCGAGAAGUUCCCGGUUCUUAAGCAGUUGUUGGAUAGACUCAAGGAGAUGAAUCGCCAGAAAGAGUUGGAUAAGAUGAGAGAACAAGGAAAUAACGGCUUUAAUAAUGGUGGAAUUAAUAACGGAUUUAAUAAUGGUGGAAUUAAUAACGGGUUUAAUAAUGGUGGUAUUAAUAACGGUUUUAAUAAUGGGGCCAAUAAUAACGGUUUUAACCAUGGUGGCAAUAAUAACGGUUUUAAUAAUGGUGGCAAUAAUAACGGUUUUAAUAAUGGGGCAAAUAAUAACGGGUUCAAUAAUGGUGGAAAUGGCAAUAUUAAUAAUGGAUUUAAUAAUAAUCAUAAUGGUGGUUUCCCGAAUGUCAACGGUAAAGACAAUGGUAAUACAGGCUUCAAGGAUGAGGACACUGAUGGUGAUAAAACAAAGGUUCCUGUGAAUAGCAAGUGGAGCAAGCUGAAGAAGAGGAAAUUCUUCUUUCAAGCUAAGCCGGUCAGGCCGGAGAAUGAGAUAGUUGAGGAGCCAGAUGUGGUGUAUUAUUUGAAUUAA